AUGAGCAGAGAUCAGACUUCAUUAGGUUCAGGGCAAGUCUCACCGGCCCAUGUCAUUGCAGUUGAAUCGGGUGUCCCGUCUAGGCGCUCGUCUCCGGCUUUUCAUCCCGAGCGUAAAGGGUUACCUCCUCUUCGAAGCCGCAGUCGCUCACCCACUCGUCCACCACUGUCCUUCCGUCCUUCGGGACAACCGGUCCGUUCUCCAUACCGAAAUCAGAAACCGGAUAUUGAGUCUGCUGCUGCUGGAAACGAGCAGGAAGAGCUGAGUCGCUCAGCUGAAAAAGAAUCAUUGGAGCAACCGCAAAUGGGCGGUGCUCGAAUCGGUGGCAGCAUUCCAACUCAACCGAGAAGCUUGGGUAUAAGCAAUGCUCUGCCUUCUGGACCAUACCAAGGACCGAAGGUUGCGCCUUCACAGCACCGCGGAUCCCACAAUAUGUCUCUGCUGUCGGCACCAACACGCCCGCGUCGUGGACACGGCGCUCGCGAUGCACUUUGGACAGGUUCGCCGAUAGGACGUGGUCGCGGACCUCCCCCAAAUGCAUCACAUAGUACGCCCUCUGGACCCCGGGCUUCCUUCACCCCUCCAAUGCCUACAGGAAGCUAUCGUCAUUCUGGAUCUCGCCAGAACAGCUCUACACCCGCUGCGUCGUCGCCAACACCCCGGGGUCCGAACCACCUUGCAGGUCUAGGAGCGGUCAUCCCUGGGGGCAGGACUUUACCAUCUCCAUUGGAUGCGGCGUCCGAAAAACGGCUGGCACAACUUGAGCUGGAUAAAGAUAAACUGCUCGAGCAGAUGGCCGAAACACAGCGAUCGAAGCGGACGGAUCUUCGUGACUGGGACCGAUUGGAUCGCGAAAGCUCUAUUUGCGCUCUUAAAAGCGAACUGGCCGAAGGACACCUGCAACGAAUGGCGGAUGAAAGCCUCGGAGGUGGAAUUUUGUUCUGA
Molecule: messenger RNA, 945 nt
Organism: Penicillium atrosanguineum
Lineage: Eukaryota; Fungi; Ascomycota; Eurotiomycetes; Eurotiales; Aspergillaceae
Exons: 1
Coding region: 1-945 (314 amino acids)
Source: RefSeq, a predicted model, not a curated record